CACAUCUCUACUAGCUUGAAACCAUCGGCAACGACCUUUAGCGCUCCGAGGUCCGUAUAUCGUCUUUUCUUGUAUAAAAAGGAUCUCCAGUAUUCUUCCAUUUGCAUCAACCAGCAGCCUCUUGUUUUUUCUUCUUUCCCACUCUUCCCCCAUAGAGCAUAUCAACUUAGAUCUAAUCACUCAUAACACAUAGAUUAACAUUGCAAUGUCGGCAGUACUCCCAGUCACCCUCCAUGACGUUCUCUCUCAAGCUACUGAGCGGUACCCUUCUCACGAGCUCGGAUUCAUCACAUCUUCCGCUCACGACUCUUCCAUUCGAGCGACCACAUUCAGCUCCUUCAACCAGUAUGUGCGCAACCUCGCUCGCGCUAUGCUGGAUUGGGGAAAGCCCGUUGGCUCGGUUAUUGUUGUCUACCUGACCGAGCACGAGGAUAACAUGGCCGCUGUUUGGGCUUGUCUCCUUGCAGGCUACGUUCCAUGCUUGCAACCCGCCCUUAGUGCCCAGCAGGCUCACAAGGAGGGCCAUGUUGCUCAUAUCAAAAACCUGUUCUCGUCCGCUAUCUGGCUCACUAAUGAGUCCGGCGCUGACCAGGUGAAUUCCAUCAGCGGUCUGGAUAUUUACCUUCUUUCGGAGCUCAAGGCUUCAGCUUCGAAAUACCACGUUUCUGCCGACUGGGUCGCCCGUACCCCCCAGCCAGAUGAUGAAGCAAUACUAUUUUUAACCUCUGGAUCAACUGGCUUCUCCAAAGCAGUUGUCCACAGCCACCGCACUAUUUUGGCCGCUUGCUCCGCCAAAGGAGAGGCUUAUGGGUUGACUUCAAAGACUAAUGUACUCAAUUGGGUUGGAUUCGACCAUGUCGCGGGUUCUUUGGAAAUGCACAUUACCCCCUUGUUGUUUGGCGCAUCUCAAAUUCAUGUCCAUGCAUCUGCUAUUCUCUCCGACCCACUUCGUUUCCUCCGUCUGAUCGACGAGAAGUCCAUCAACGUUGCAUUCAGCCCUAACUUCUUGCUUGCAAAACUUACACGGGACUUGGAGAAGAGGACCGAUCUCAUCGGAACUUUCGACCUUUCUUCCAUCAAGCGCAUCAACAGCGGAGGGGAGGCUGUAAUUUCGAAGACUGCUCAAUCAUUUGUAGCUGUCCUCAAGAAGCUUGCACAAGACCCUCUCAAGGUUUCUUUCGUAAUCUCACCUGGAUUUGGUAUGACCGAGACCUGCGCGGGGUGUAUCUACGAGCCGGUGGAUCUUAGCAUUACUGAGCCAAAACACGAAUUCCUCGAUUUGGGUCGCCCUGUACGCGGUUGCGAGAUGCGUAUCGUCGACCCUGAAGAUGGCAAAACGAUCCGCAGGGACGGAGAGAGUGGCGAGCUGCAAGUCCGUGGCCCCAUGAUAUUCGUUCGUUACUACAACAACGCGGAGGCCACAUCUUCCAGCUUUGUCGAUGGUUGGUACCGCACCGGUGAUGUCGGCAUUAUCGAGGACGGUGUCAUGCGUCUCAGUGGCCGCAUCAAAGACACUGUUAUCGUCCACGGUGUGUCAUAUGGUAUUCCAGAGCUGGAGACGCACCUCCAGACUGUCGAGGGUGUCACGCAUUCCUUCCUUGCUGCUGCUCCCUACCGUGCACCCGGGCAAGAGACUGAAGGUUUCAUUAUCUUCUACGCUCCUACUUUCGACCUUAACGGAGAAGAUGCUUCCACGAAACUAUUUGCCACGCACCGCGCCCUCCGUGAUAUCUGUGUCAAAAUGAUCACCCUCCCUCCUCAAUUCAUCGUCCCCAUUCCUAUCAACCAGAUGGAGAAGACUACUCUUGGAAAGCUCUCGAGAGCCCGCCUUGUCAGCCUAUUCAAACAGGGAGAACUUGCCAAGCACAUCGCUCGUGCUGAGGAACUUCUCAGCGAGGCUCGGGGCUCUUCAUUUGUCGCCCCUUCUACAGAGGCCGAGAAAGCUCUUGCAAAGAUUUACGCUGGGAUCUUUAACCUGAGCGAGAAUGAAAUGUCAGCAAGCGACAACUUCUUCGAGCUCGGUGGUACCUCUAUCGAUGUCAUCAGACUCAAGCGCGAGGGUGAAGCACACUUCGGUUUGCCCGAAAUACCCACUAUCCAGAUCCUCAAGCACCCCGUCAUUUCCAGCUUGGCGAAUUACGUCAACACUCUUCUCUCAAAGGACAGCGCCGCCGAGGAGUACGACCCCAUCGUUCCUUUGCAGCUUACGGGCAACAAGACACCCAUCUUCUUCGUUCACCCUGGUGUCGGUGAGGUCCUUAUUUUCGUCAACCUCGCCAAGUACUUCCAGAACGAACGUCCCUUCUAUGCUCUUCGUGCUCGUGGCUUCGAGCCAGGUCACCCUUUCUUCACCUCCAUGGACGAAAUGGUGUCAACCUACGCUGCUGCAGUAAAGAGGACUCAACCCACUGGUCCUUAUGCCAUCUCCGGUUACAGUUAUGGUGGUGUCGUCGCCUUUGAGGUCGCUAAGCGCCUCGAGGCUAUGGGUGAUGAAGUUAAAUUCGUCGGUCUCAUCAACAUCCCCCCUCACAUCGCCGACCGCAUGCACGAGAUCGACUGGACUGGUGGUAUGCUCAACCUUUCAUACUUCCUUGGCCUUGUGACGAAGCAAGAUGCCAAUGACCUCACACCCACUUUGAGACCUCUCUCGAGGAAGGAACAACUGGAGGUUGUCUGGAAACUAUCACCUCCCGAGCGUCUUAUUGAGCUCCAGCUCACGCAAGAGAAGCUUGACCACUGGGUCGACAUUGCUGGCUCCCUAAUUGAGUGCGGCAAGGAGUACAACCCGGCUGGCUCAGUCUCCGCUCUUGAUGUCUUCUACGCAAUCCCCCUGAAGGGAACAAAGGCCGAUUGGCUCAACAAGCAACUCAAGCCAUGGGACGGCUUCAGCCGUGGCCAGGCAACAUACACUGACGUCCCUGGGCAACAUUACACUCUCAUGGACUUUGACCACGUUCCUCAAUUCCAAAAGAUCUUCCGCAGCCGUCUUGAAUCUCGUGGUAUUUGAGACUACAGAUUGUCACGGUCGGAACUUGGAGGCGGAUUGAUUUUACCGGGAUUUAUUGUAUAUGUAUAUAUUUCUAUAUCAUGGUGGACUUUUCUUAUACAUACUUGUACGGUAGUAUUUUUUUGUAA
Messenger RNA from Suillus plorans, 3135 nucleotides. Its product is annotated as atromentin synthetase. NCBI's taxonomy places the organism in Eukaryota, Fungi, Basidiomycota, Agaricomycetes, Boletales, Suillaceae. Gene Ontology annotation, biological process: biosynthetic process. The coding region runs from base 206 to 3007 and encodes 933 amino acids. The record is from RefSeq and is a predicted model, not a curated record. The transcript is spliced from 5 exons.